Messenger RNA from Cryptococcus wingfieldii CBS 7118, 930 nucleotides. RefSeq lists its product as hypothetical. The record is from RefSeq and is a predicted model, not a curated record. The transcript has a single exon. The coding region runs from base 1 to 930 and encodes 309 amino acids. Lineage: Eukaryota; Fungi; Basidiomycota; Tremellomycetes; Tremellales; Cryptococcaceae.
AUGUCCUCAUCCGAGGGAUUCGCCUCCUCUAGCAAUCAACUCGUGAUCGAUCCCGCUCUCACAAAUCCGAGCGAGGAUUUUGCGGUCUUUGCGGCCCUCGCCAACGGUGUUGCGGAAGACGAUGGCCACUCCACGCUGCAGGCUGCCAUAGUAGCCUCUCUCACGGCUCAUCAGCACGAUGAUCCUCAAGGGCAAGUGACAUUCGGUGACGAACACUCCGAUCACUCUACGUUCGACCCUUACGCGUCUGCCAAUGCCCAAGCGGGUCCCUCUUCUCUGCCUGCGUCCGCCCCUGCACCCACAGACGCGCCCGUUUCAUCAUCGAACGCGCCCCCUCCCCCUCCCGCAACGUCAGCCGGUAUCUCUACCAAUGCCGAAGGUCAUCUGGUCCACGACCCUCCCCCCACAGGGCCUUGGCCCACUCGCGACGAAGCUCACGGCGCCGUCCGCGAAUACGCCCUUACCCACAAUUUCGAUGUCAACGUCACGCACUCUGACGUAUAUCGCCGCGUCAUCACCCUGGGGUGUGUCAAAGGCGGAACCUACAGGUGCACCCGAGGUCCGGCACACGAGCAAGUUAGGCAGAGAGGAAAGAGAUCGGGCAAGACGGGGUGUAUGUGGAGGGUGACGCUGAGAGAUGGGCCGCCGCAGGAAGGGCAAGAGGUUGAGGGAAGGUGGAACUUUUCUGGUUUGACGGACCUUGUCAACGAACACAACCACCCUCCGAUAACCCCCAGCCAGAACCCCAAGGCGCGACACCGUACGAUCACGCUCGAGAUCAAAGAGUUUGUGUACAUGGAGGUUGACCAGGGGACGCCGACGAGGCAGAUCUGGGGCAAGGUCCAGAAGGCAUUUCCGGAUUGUCUCGCGAAUUUGGUAGACAUCAAAAAUAUAGUGGGAAGGAGGAAGAAGGAGCUGCCGACGGUUUGA